Lactuca sativa (garden lettuce) is the source of this 2388-nucleotide messenger RNA. RefSeq names its product transcription factor MYB3R-3. Gene Ontology annotation, cellular component: nucleus. Gene Ontology annotation, biological process: regulation of DNA-templated transcription. The record is from RefSeq and is a predicted model, not a curated record. Lineage: Eukaryota; Viridiplantae; Streptophyta; Magnoliopsida; Asterales; Asteraceae. Gene Ontology annotation, molecular function: RNA polymerase II cis-regulatory region sequence-specific DNA binding; DNA-binding transcription factor activity, RNA polymerase II-specific.
ACAUUCUCAUUUUCCCGCUACUCCGUCGUGAUCUGAAUCUCUCUCAAAUCCAAACUCUCUUCUCUCUCCAUAGGCCGCCCCUAAAUCUCCGCUAAAGCCCUAGCAAAGGUUUGUUAUUUUUUUCAAACCUCUUUCAAUGGCGAUUUACUCUACAGAUACCCUCGUAUCUGUUUCCGCAAACUUUUUCUCUUUCUUUGUCAUUUUGCCAUUAAUUUGACGGUUACAAAGCUUAGGUUAGCUACUCUCUCUCUCUCUCAGUCACUCUUUAUAUAUAGAUGUGUAUAUCAUUGAUUGACAACGGGUGGAUCUUUUGAGCAGUGAAAUAGUCUCGAAGUAAUCGUUUCUCAAUCAAUCGGAUAGAUAUAUGUGAUGGCUGGAGGAAAGGAGGAACUGCAUACAUUUGAUUUUUCAAAAGAGGUCGGAUUCACUUCGUGUUCAUCAAUUUCUGAUAGUAGCUGUGAUGCUAACACACCACGAUCUCACUGCAGUCGUUUAAGCGGUGGUCAAACUAAACGUUCAUCACAAGCAGGCUGGACAGAUGAAGAGGACACUAUGUUGACUGAAGUAGUGAAGAAGUAUAAUGGGAGAAACUGGAAGAAAAUAGCCGAAUCUAUUCCAGGAAGAUCAGACGUUCAGUGCUUGCAUCGUUGGCAAAAAGUUCUUAACCCUGAUCUUGUUAAAGGACCUUGGACCAAAGAGGAGGAUGAUCGUAUUAAGGAGUUGGUUGGAAAACAUGGCUGUAAGAAAUGGUCACUAAUUGCAAAACAUUUAGCUGGUCGAAUUGGCAAGCAGUGUCGUGAGAGAUGGCACAACCAUUUAGAUCCAGCAAUAAAGAAAGAUGCAUGGACAGAAGAAGAAGAAUCAUCUCUCGCAUACUACCACCACAUAUACGGGAACAAAUGGGCAGAAAUUGCAAGAUUUCUUCCAGGAAGGACUGAUAAUGCGAUUAAAAACCACUGGAAUAGCUCGAAGAGGAGAUUGGAUCUAAACAUCCCUCCUGUUUUUCCUACUAGAACAGCAUCCCCUGAGCUUAGAAAGAGAAAUGUUCCGAAUACAUGUUCAACAAAUCUGGCUCUUGGAAACCCUAAAUCUGUUAUUACGGAUGAUGAUAAUUUGGGGUUUUCUAGAUAUACAAAAAUCCGUAAGGUUGAACCAUCUGAUAGUUCUCUUACAACGUCAGAAACGCCUAAGAGGUCAAAAUCAGAUAGUGUUAAAGAUUUGAAAUUUGGGAAUUCGCCCGAUAAUUCAUUUCUAAGUCUUUCAACUUUUGGAUUCAGCGAAGGGAAAUCUCAAAAAUUAGUUUGUGGAACACCUUCUUAUGGGUCCUUGUGUUACCAGCCACCACAGCUGAAGAACUUAGCGAUUUCUUUAGAAAACAACCAUUUUUCUUGCUCGACUCCUCCUGAUCUUGCAUUAAGCAUCUCUGUUAGUAGUCCAGAAUCUAUUUUGAGGAAUUCGGCAAUGAGUUAUAAGAACACUCCUUCAAUUAUAAGGAAGAGAACUCCAAGAAAAUCCGUUAGUGCAACAUCUAGUUAUGAUUUCAGCAAAAAUGUGGAGACUAUUGAAUCGGGAAACACAAAUCGGGGUUCGGAAUCUUGGCUUCAUCGAUCUCAACCAUCGUUAGGAAGGCGUCUGGAUUAUAUGUUUGAUUCGGAAUGGGACCCAACCAUGGUUAGAUGUCGCACCCCCGGUUCGGUUACUCCAUCAUCAAAACCCAACGUCAUGCUCACUCCUUGAUUUAGUUUAAUUAACAUAAUAAUGGUUUCAAGACAAUUGUGAUAUAUAAUAUAGGAGGAUAUAUCUUUUUGAUGGUGGUGCAAUGGAAGUUUCAGGUGAGAAAACUGCUCGUUUUGCCUGAUUUCUAUAUCACAACUUAAGAAUGGCACCAUACUUCUUAUGUGAAUACUUUUUUUUUUUUUUUUUUUUAUGCCUAGAAGAUAGUUUUGUUUUGGACUAUAUGAUAUCAAUAAGGGAGUUGGUUUUGUUGAAGAUAAUGUUUUUUAGGAAAUGGUCGAUUUAAUGCGAGGUACAACUUCUGAUAUGUGAAAUACAUGUCAUAAGUAACAUGAUUGUGUGUAAAACUGAUAAUGAAUGUUGUUCAUUGUUAUGGGAGAAUGAGAGUUUGUUUUGGACUUAUAGAUAGAUGACUACUAUGAUAUGGAAGUACGGAACUUUUAUACAUCAAGUAUUGCUUAUUUUAGAGUAAAUUAUAACUUUAGUCCCUGUGUUUUAUAUCUAUUUGUAGUUUUAGUCUAAUUUUUUGGUUUUUUACAUGGCUCAUCCCUGUGGUUUUCAAAUUUUACAUGCAUGGUCUUUAUGGCUAUAACCCUCUAAGAUGCCCCGUAAAGCUCGAAUGAAAUGACGACAUUGCUUUCAAACCAAAUUAAU